CAACCAUGGAUCAAUGCACGGAAUUGGAUGAGAAAGAAGUGAAAAUUCCAGGAAUGGAAUUCGACCCUUUUGCAUCUCUUGAUCAAAAGCUGGAAUUCGUGAUGAGAAGCAGAGCUAACAUUCCUGCCAUUCUGCACGCUGCAAAAUUCGGAGAUUUCGAGGUAUGCGAUUACCUCGUGAAGCAAGAGGGCGAAAACGUCAGCGUGAUGGAUGAAGAAGGAAAUGGCGUCUAUCACUACGCAGCCUUGAAUAAAACCUUUGGAGAGCAACUGAUCAAUUACUUCAAGGAAUUCGAGGAGCACAGUGAUUGCAUUACCAGAGGUCUGAAAUUGUUGAAAGAAGACAACCCCCUUGAGUCGACGCCUUUACUGUUGAAAACAGAUAACGGCUGGGAAUUCAACAUGGAUAUUUUUCCCCAAGCGGCUGGGUCCUCAGAUCUGGAUACAUUCCAGUGGCUUACGAAGAUCGCCAGCAUCUUCGACAAGAACUUGGUUAGCAACAAAAAUUGGAAACUUCUAAUUCUUCGGACUGCCUUUUUCAACUUCAAACAUGCAGAUAAAAUCGCAAGUUUCGUGGUAGAGUCCGUGACGACCGAAGAAUUAACAUCUUUAAUCAAAUAUUACAUGGCAACUGGCUUUCCAUUUUUGAACCAUGAAGUUCUUGGUCUGUUCCACAGCCAUGGAGUCGACUUGAAAUUUGUCUUUCAGCACUGCUUGUCAAAAAACUUUCUGGACACUGCCCAGUACGUGCAUGCUCUGGAGCCGCAAGAGAUAGAUUCGACCUCGUUGUGCAUCGUGGCAAGGUGCUCUCGCGUCGAAAUGAUCGAGUGGAUUCUUCAACUCAACCCAGCCCUGGAACUGGACGAGCAUUUCCUUUACGCCGCUUUGAAAAACGCGAAGUACGGCAAAGGAAUCAUUGAUCAUUUUGCUGAAAAACUGCGUGCGCACAUCAAUACCGUCAACGAAGAAGGGAAAACUCCUCUCCAUGUGGCCGUGGAUAAGAAGAACCUUCCUGUUUUCGAGACCUUGCUUAAGAUUGGCGCCGACCUGAGCGUGAAAUAUAAAGACUGGAACAUGCUGAUCUACUGCUUGGAGAAAAUGUUUUUGCCGGGCGCCGAGGUUGUGUACGCCAAGGAUGCGAAGCAGUUGGAAAGGCCAAAUAAGCGACUCGCUUUAUAUUGCGCCCAGAAGGACAAGAAAGUUGAGGAAUGGCUUAAGUUUGUGGGCUGCACUCGCUAUAAGCAUAAGCACUGAUCAAACCCUUUCAUUUCGAUUUAUAUUACUCAUUUGAUUGAUAGUGUUAUAAACAAACAAUUAUUACAUUUUGACUGGUA
Molecule: messenger RNA, 1333 nt
Organism: Cloeon dipterum
Lineage: Eukaryota; Metazoa; Arthropoda; Insecta; Ephemeroptera; Baetidae
Exons: 1
Coding region: 6-1253 (415 amino acids)
Biological process (GO): positive regulation of transcription by RNA polymerase II
Cellular component (GO): nucleus
Molecular function (GO): protein binding; transcription cis-regulatory region binding
Source: RefSeq, a predicted model, not a curated record